Molecule: messenger RNA, 864 nt
Organism: Aureobasidium pullulans EXF-150
Lineage: Eukaryota; Fungi; Ascomycota; Dothideomycetes; Dothideales; Saccotheciaceae
Product: AAA-domain-containing protein
Exons: 3
Coding region: 1-864 (287 amino acids)
Biological process (GO): meiotic recombination checkpoint signaling; reciprocal meiotic recombination
Cellular component (GO): chromosome; nucleus
Molecular function (GO): ATP binding; ATP hydrolysis activity
Source: RefSeq, a predicted model, not a curated record
AUGUUGUUGCAUCAUGCAAAUGGCCUCCAGGCCGCUAUGAACAUCAAUCGGUUGAUGCUCUUCCAUGGUCCUCCGGGGUGCGGCAAAUCAACACUUUGUCGCGCACUUGCCCACAAGUUGGUCAUUAGGCUCGGUCGAACGUUCAGAAGCGGUAAACUGUUCGAGAUCAACACACAAGACCUCCUAAGCAAGUUCUACAGCGAGAGCGGCAAGCUGGUUUCAGACAUGUUUGAUAAGAUACUCAGGAUUGCACAGGAUGAAAAGGAGCUCGUCUGCGUUCUCAUUGACGAGAUUGAGAGCAUAGCCGCCUCACGUCAGGCAUCGACCAGGAACGGCGAAUGCGCGGAUACCGUUCGUGCGACCAAUCAGCUUCUUACUGCCCUCGACCGUAUUCGAUGCAAGCCAAACAUUGUCGUCUUCUGCACUAGCAAUCUUCUCGAGUCUAUUGACACGGCCUUCCUCGAUCGUUUAUACGAUGCCAUCCCCGUCCCACCUCCCUGCGCAAGCGCCGUCUACACUAUCCUGAGCAACAUCCUCAACUCUUUGAUCGACGCUGGAGCAAUCACCUACAAACUCGAAACCCAGACUCCCGAGGAAGAUUCAGACUUCGUCCCCAUUAAUGCUAUGAUCGAAGGGCAAACACGCCUACCAGACCACGGACAACUGCUCCUCCUGCAGGCCACAUAUCCAAACACCCCCGGCCCCCUUCUCAAAGCCGUGGCCGACACCUGCGCGGGCUUCAGCGGAAGGAAGCUGUCGAAGCUCCCAUUUUUGGCAAUCACAAAGUACACUCGCCGACAGUGUAACAUCUUUGACGCAAUCAAGGCUCUUGGGAUCGCCAUCAAGCAGGAAUUGGUGCAUUGA